Molecule: messenger RNA, 666 nt
Organism: Gongylonema pulchrum
Lineage: Eukaryota; Metazoa; Nematoda; Chromadorea; Rhabditida; Gongylonematidae
Source: the annotation of a GenBank genome assembly
UUUGAUCUGGACAAAGAUUCGGAGAAUGUGGCAAUUGGUACUUCACCCGGCUACAUUAAAGCAGCUUUCUAUCUCUCGAAUGCAAUAAACCAAACAGCUAAUCCUUGCAGUGAUUUUUUUGCAUAUGCUUGUGGACGCUGGAUCUCAGACCAUCCCAUUCCAAGCGAUCUCGCUACAUAUGGGGUUUUUGCAUCGAUCCGCGAAAAAGUGGCGCGAGAGAUGAAAGAGCUCUACGAAGCGAAGAAAGUGACAGGAUCGAAAGCAAUGGAUAGCGUCAAGACGAUAUUCGAGGCUUGCAUGGCAGCGGGCGGGAAGAGAAAUUUGUUAGGGCGUCAAAUUGUUGAAGCUGUUGAGUUUCUUGGCUAUUGGCCGGUUAUACACGGAUCUAGAUGGUCAGAGAAAAAAUUCGAGCUCACGGAACUGAUGAUUCGAGUAGCUCAGUCGCGAUAUGUGGACACCUUAAUCAGUGUUUAUGCAUCCCCUGAUCAGAAAAAUGUAUCAAGGCGCUUAAUUCAUAUUGAUCAGGGAAGUCUUGGCCUUGGAGCAGGUGCGCAGAAAUACUACUUGGACGAAAAGCGCUAUGAAAAACAGUUGAAGGCUUACAAAAAAUAUAUUACUGAUAUGGUGAUUUAUCAAAUUUCUGACGUUUUUGGCAUGUAUGGUUAG